AUGUUCAAAUCGGCGCUCCACAAGCUUGGGAAGAAGGAGAAGCAUGGCGGCGGGUCGCACUUCCUCCAAGCUGCGUCGUCGGCGUCGACGGGCUUUUUUGGCCGCAAAAAGUCGGGCUCGAGCCAGCACCCGCCGCUGCCAGGCAGCGUCAAGGCCUCGCCGUUCUGCAAUGCACAGCUGCCGCCGGUGUGGGCGACGCCGCCGCCGAUUCCAAAGGGCCUGCCCGCGACCAAGUCGCCGGCCAAAGACGCCGUGGCCACGGGCCUCGGGCCGCGCAAUGCCGCGGGUAACUUGCGCUCGGAGCAGUUCGCGACGCUCCUUAAGAACGACAAGCAAGACUCGGUGGACCUCGAGAAGCUACGCGAGCUCAGCUGGGGCGGCGUGCCCGUCGAGUUUCGACCGCUCGUGUGGAAGCUUCUUUUGAGCUACGUGCCGUCGCACAAAGAUCGGCGCGAUGCCAUGCUCCAGCGCAAGCGUGCCGAGUACGGCGAGCUCCUUCGCCAGUUUUACUACAUCCCCGACACGGACCGUGGCAUGAAGGAGCAGGAGACGCUGCACCAGAUUCUCAUUGACAUUCCGCGCACGAACCCUGGCGUCCCGCUCUUCCAGCACCAGUCGAUCCAAAAGAGCAUGGAGCGCGUCCUGUACAUUUGGGCGGUUCGCCAUCCUGCGUCCGGGUACGUCCAAGGCAUCAAUGACCUCUUGACGCCGUUCGUGACGGUCUUUCUCUCGAGCUUUGUCGACGACCCGGAGCGAAGCGACUUGAGCGGUGUCUCGGACGAAACACUCCAGGAGGUCGAGGCCGACAGCUACUGGUGCCUCACCAAGCUUCUCGACGACAUCCAGGACCACUAUACGUUUUCACAGCCGGGCUUGCAGCGCAUGGUGCAGCGCAUGGAAGACCUCGUCAAGCGCUGCGACGCUGACUUGUACACGCACAUUGUCGAGACCGAGUCGGUGCAGUUUGUGCAGUUUGCGUUCCGCUGGAUGAACUGCCUCCUCAUGCGCGAGUGCCCACUGCACGCGAUCAUUCGGCUCUGGGACACGUAUUUAUGCGAGGACAAUGGCUUUGAGAACUUCCACGUCUACGUCUGCGCGGCCAUUCUCAUGACCUUUGGCGACAUGCUCAAGGAAAUGGAGUUUCAGGACCUCGUGCUCUUUCUCCAGAGCCUCCCGACCAAAGAGUGGGAAGAAGACGACAUUGAACCGCUCCUCUCGCGCGCGUACAUUCUCCAAACGUACUUUGCCGACGCGCCCAACCACAUUCCCCAAGCCAAGCAGCAGUAG
Molecule: messenger RNA, 1287 nt
Organism: Saprolegnia parasitica CBS 223.65
Lineage: Eukaryota; Oomycota; Saprolegniomycetes; Saprolegniales; Saprolegniaceae
Exons: 5
Coding region: 1-1287 (428 amino acids)
Biological process (GO): activation of GTPase activity
Molecular function (GO): GTPase activator activity
Source: RefSeq, a predicted model, not a curated record